AUGUACCAGGCCAUCCCCUACAGCAGCGCCCGGCCGUGGCUGAUGCCGCCGGCGGCUGAGGCGGCGGCCGUCGUCGCCGUGAAGCCGGAGCCGGCGGUGCUGACCACCGCGGAGCCUGUUGCGGCGGCGGCGGAGGAGGAGAGCGCCCGGCCCGACGCCGCGGCCGGGGCCGGGGACGACGACGGCGGCAAGGCGGAAGUCGGAAGGGCCGUGGCGGAGAGCCCGGUGCUGGUGGUGGGGCGGCGCGGGUGCUGCCUGAGCCACGUGGUGAAGCGGCUGCUGCAGGGGCUCGGCGUGAACCCGGCCGUGCACGAGGUCGCCGACGAGUCCGCGCUCGCCGGGGUCGUCCCGGCCGGCGCCGGCGCCGAGGCCGCCGCGCUGCCGGCGGUGUUCGUCGGGGGAAAGCUCCUGGGCGGUCUCGACCGGCUCAUGGCCGUCCACAUCUCCGGCGAGCUCGUGCCCAUCCUCAAGAAGGCCGGUGCCCUCUGGCUCUAA
Molecule: messenger RNA, 495 nt
Organism: Miscanthus lutarioriparius
Lineage: Eukaryota; Viridiplantae; Streptophyta; Magnoliopsida; Poales; Poaceae
Source: the annotation of a GenBank genome assembly